Molecule: messenger RNA, 1272 nt
Organism: Suillus subalutaceus
Lineage: Eukaryota; Fungi; Basidiomycota; Agaricomycetes; Boletales; Suillaceae
Exons: 2
Source: RefSeq, a predicted model, not a curated record
UUAGCAUCAAUUACGCUCUAUCCUCCUCAUACACAUUGUACACGUGCCGACUGUCCCUCUGCACAGAUGCAGCUACCGCUUAAAAAAGAGGAAUCUCGCCAAGUCGUAUUACAUACCCUCCAUGGCAUCGUACCAGCCUGGUCCAUCCAUCUUACCUGUCGCGCAUGUGGCACAAUAUAUCAGAACAACUUUUCUAUCUCAGCAAACCGGCGUUGGUAUUAUGACGGUAUUCCAGACUACAUACAGGUGUCUGACCAUCACUUCGUGGAUUGCAAGGUUGCCAACUUGUGGACAGAGCUGCACCUCAAAAGCCAUGUCUCAGCACAAGCAUGCGCUCUCAUAUAUGAUAGCGCUUUGUCUGCCAAAGAGGAACUUGCAUUAGAAGAGGCUGGUUGGCGCUUUGGCUUCAAGUUGAAGAACGAACACGUCUGGGAUGCUUUCUUAGUCCUUGCGCUUACUGCAGACUGUAAACAACAAGGUGUAUGCCUUGACGUACCCAAUGGUGGUUUCCAGAACCGCCACUUCUGUGAAGCCAUGAGGGCUCACAAUGAAUGCAUCAUCUGUCAAGGUCAGCCAGCACUUCGCCACUACUGUGAUGUAUGUAUGCGCACAUACUGGGACCAGCAUGGCGGUGCUCGUAAAGUCCAGGUGGUUGUUACGGAUGGGCUUUCAAUGGGUCGCCCAUGCUGCAAUGUCUUCAGGUGUCGAAAUCCACUCGCUAAUAACCGUCAGCGUUUCUGUCAGCCUCAUCUUGAUGAAGGCUUCGACAACAUUUGCGCAGUCGAGAGCUGCAAUGCUCCUGUGAUCACAGGACACAAAGCAUGUGGCCAUCCAGCGCACCAGGAGAUGGAGAAACUUCACAAUGAAAAGAUGCGCGCCAACUUUCAGGCUGUUCAGUGCCUCCAACGGCUUGGAGCAGCCCAGCCAAAUGAUGCCAUGGUCGCAGACCAACUUGCGGAUGCCCUUGAUCUGGAGUUUAGAGAUGAAUGGUACAAGGUCGACCCUGGUUCGAAAUCCAUCCAGCUCUUUGCCAUCCAUAACCCCUCUUCAACUGGCGAGUCAGACAUGCAACGCAGCAAUACCUGUGAUGGCAAGUCUGACCUUGGCAACCGCAAACUUAGGGCAAAAUUCGGUCGCAGUCGCACUCACAACGAGCAGAUAGUUGUGUGUCCAUGUGGGAUUAUUGUUGCUCGUGCUACUAUGGUUGGCGCUGAGGCAGUAUCUAAUGUUCUGGUGUGUGCCUUUUUUCACAUCUCCGCUGUCUCACUCUAA